AUGGCUGACCAACUUCAACAACACUCAUCAUCGCCUUCUCUUUCCACACUAUUUUUCCGAUAUGCUGCUGUCAUUGUGUUGUGCUCUCUUUCCUAUCUGAUACAUAAUCAAUAUAUUGAAAAUAAUUUUAACAAACAAUAUUCUGGAUGGAUCAUGGACCUCGAACAACACUAUGCACAAUUUGCAAAUACAACCAUCAUUCCACCCAUUACGAACGACAACAACAACAAUACUGAAUUAUCCAAUAUGUCUGCUAACAACAACAACAUUACAUCACAAUUUAAAACAUUUUCAUUAAACAUUGAUCCAACGAUUUGGCCAAACAUCACACAAGAACUUGAAUCAAAAGUGUUGACAGCUGUCGUGAUCCAAUUCUAUUCUCCACAAAGCGUGUAUUCUCAAAAAUUAACAGAACAUUGGAAAGAAUUAACACAAUUAUUAUAUUCCAAUCCAGACAUGAUUAGAAAAAUUAGAAUUUGUCAAUACAAUGUAAAUUCCAGAAAGGCAUACAUUUAUACCAAGUCCAUGAUUGGACGCGGUAUAAUCACUUCAUUUCCUUCCAUUAUUCUAUUUUAUGCCAAUUCUCAAAAAACAAUAGCAACAAAAUCUUUUCAGUAUGACAUUCGUUCAGUGAGUCUUAUGAAGAAAUUUAUUGAAAAUUCACUCGACUCUAUUAAGAAAUAG
Messenger RNA from Naegleria fowleri, 684 nucleotides. RefSeq lists its product as uncharacterized. The coding region runs from base 1 to 684 and encodes 227 amino acids. The transcript has a single exon. Lineage: Eukaryota; Heterolobosea; Eutetramitea; Acrasida; Naegleriidae. The record is from RefSeq and is a predicted model, not a curated record.